UCUUUCUUUAGAGUCCCCAGGCAAACAAUAUUCUUUCUCUCCAUUUGCUCAUUACAAGAAGAGCUGUGUUCCAGUGCAGCUUGGUUUCUCCAACGUGAAUAGUUACAAUGUAGCCAGAGGUGUGCUUAUCUCUUCUCAGUGAUAAUGCAUGGGGCUGUGAGAGUUCACCCACUUUACUUACAUAGAAUAAUUUUGUAUUUAAACAUAGAAUAACAUUAUCUUAAGAGACCUAAACCUGGAGGCCAACUCAGCGGGUUAAGCUACUGCCUGUGGCACCAGCAUCCCAUAUGAGCACCGAUUCAAGUCCCAGCUGAUCCACUUCCAAUACAGCUCUCUGUUAAUGUGUCUGGGAAGGCAGCAGAAGAUGGCCCAAGUUCUCGGGCCCCUGCACUCAAAUGGGAGACCCCGAAGAAGCUCUUGGCUCCUGGCUACCACCUAGCCCAGCCCCAGCUGUUGAGGCCAUUUGGGUAGUAAACCAGGAGAUGGAAGAUCUCUCUCUCUCUCUCUCUCUCUCUCUCCCUAGAACUUUGACUUCCAAAUAAAUAAAUGUUAUUUAAAAGGUGGGGGCACUGCACAGCAUCCCAACUGAUUUGCAGCCCCUGAAUGGGAAGAGCUGUAUCUGACGGAUAAGUUCCCGUCGGGCCCCUCUAACAUGGAAGAGAUGUCAUAACUACUCUGAGGCCAAGUGAAUGUGAUCAUGCAGAUACCGACAGUGCAGAAGUACAGCACUCGCCAAUGUAGGAGAAAGAGAGAGUUCAUGGAUAAGUCUGGUGGUUCUUGAAGAUGGUUUUAGUUCCCAGUGUGUUUACCAGCAGAGAUAGCAAAUUAGGCAACACUCACUGUGCGGUGAUAUUCAUAACUUUCUUCCUAAUAUGAAAGUAAAUGAUAUCAUCCUUGGUUCUUUUUUAAAAAAAGAUUUAUUUAUUUUUUACUUGAAAGAGUUACACAGAGAGAGAAGAGGAGCAGAGAGAGAGAGAGACAGAGAGAGAGAGAGAGAGGUCUUCCAUCCGAUGGUUCACUCCCCAGUUGGCUGCAACAGCCAGAACUGUGCUGAUCUGAAGCCAGGAGCCAGGAGCUUCUUCCAGGUCUCCUACACCGGUGUAGGGGCCCAAGAACUUGGGUCAUCUUCUACGGCUUUCCCAGGCCAUAGCAGAGAGCUGGAUGGAAAGUGGAGCAGCCAGGACUUGAACCGGUGCCCAUAUGGGAUGCCGGCGCUUUAGGCCAGGGUGUUGACCCGCUGCACCACAGCGUCAGCCCCAUCAUCCUUGGUUCUACCAAAGAGAUUAGAUUCUGAAUCCAGAAGAUGGUAAGUACUGGUGGACAGAGAGCACACUCCUGUUUUGAAGUCAGAUUAUUUUUUUUAAGAUUUACUUAUUUGAAGGAGACAGUGACAGAGAGUAAGAUCGUCUCUUCCCUGGUUCACUCCCCAAAUGCCUGCAAUGGCCAGGGCUGGUUGAGGCUGGAGCCAGCAUCCUGGAACUACAUCUGGGUCUCCCACAUGGGUGCAGGGGCCCAAGGACUUGGGCCAUCUUCCACUGCUGUCCCAGGAGCAUUAGCAGGGAGCUGGAUUGGAACCUGAACAGCUGGGACUUGAACUGGUGGUCUGAUAUAGGAUGCCAGUGUGACAGGAAGCGGCUUACCCCGCAAGUCCCAUGAGUCACAUAAACUUUGACUCGGCUUUUCUCUUGCCCUCUUCCCUGCUUUGGGAUUUCGGACAUAGAAAAGGGUGCCUGUUUCCUUGUUCCCUUGUUAAAUGUUCAUAGUAGCAUUUCUUGGCAUUUUUGUCAGUCACCUUAGAUAGAAACAUGACAUUUCAAUUACUGUUUCUUCUUGCAUCUUUGAUCGUUAGGGAAGGUGGCUACCUUUUUCUUUGCAUUGAUGAAUUUGGAUUUUUACUUUGAAUAUUUGGGUUUUGAGGAGUCCAAAUAAAUAGCACCUCCCUUUCUCCACUGAACAAAUGAAUAAAACAAAUGGAUUUGUAGAUGGAAGCCAAGGUGUCCACUCUAGUACAGAAGCAGGUAACUUGCACUUGCAGGGCACUGACUGUUGUGAUAAUUAAAUAAGCCUUAUAACAGAACAUCAAGUUUAAUCACAUCGACCCAAACAGCCUUGAGGUUUGCAACUGUGCCUAGAAGGACAGAGAUCUCUGUAGUCACAUUGCAGGGAUUUUCUCACAGGAAGUAAAUAUCAGGAGUGAGGGAGAAUAACUCCUUCAGAAUAUUGUGAAUUGUCUAUAUUCUUUUUUUUUAAGAUUUCUUUUGUUUAUUUGAAAGACAGUUACAGAGUGAGGUAGAGAGAGAGAGAGAGACAGAGAGAGAGAGAGGUCUUCCUUCCGUUGGUUCACUCCCCCAGAUGGCUGCAAUGGCCAGAACUGAGCUGAUCUGAAGCCAGGAGCCAGGAGCUUCUUUUGGGUCUCCCAUGCGGGUGCAGGCACCCAAGGACUUGAGCCAUCUUCAACUGCUUUCCCAGGCCAUAGCAGAGAGCUGGAUAGGAAGUGGAGCAGCCAGGACUAGAACCAGUGCCCAUAUGGGAUGCUGGUGCUUCAGGCCAGGGCGUUAACCCUCUGCACCACAGCGCCAGCCCCUGUCUAUAUUCUUUGCCCAGAUUUUUUACUUUGCUGUUUGUUUCUUAUGACUACAUAAGAGCUACUUUAGAUUACAGAUUUUUAAAAAGGAUUAUUUGAAAGAGAGAGAGAGAGAAUCUUCCAUCCUCUGGUCCACUCCCCAAAUGGCUGCAAUGGCUGGAGCUGGGCCAGGCAGAAACCAAGAGUCAGGAGCUUCUUCCAGGUCUCCCACAAGGCUGCAGGAGCCCAAGCACUUGGGCCAUAUUCUGCUGCUUUCCCAGGCCUUAGCAGAGAGCUGGUUCAGAAGAGGAACAACUAGGACUUAACUGGCACCAAUAUGGGAUUCCAGUGCUGUAGGUGGCGGCUUUACCCACUAGGCCACAGCGCAGGCACCCUAGAUUACAGGUGUUUUUGGAUUGAAACCAAUUUUAUCAAGUUUGUUCUAUUUUCAACUUUGAUUUAUCAUGUUUUAUCAUAGGGUUUUUUUUUUGAUUACACUAUAUUCAGGUAUAUAUCUCUUUAAGGAUUUCAGUUGGUGUUUUAUACUUUGCAAUGACUCUAGUUGAAAAAACUGUUAAUCUUUAGAAAUAAUAAAGGGGAAGACCUGGAGAGAGAAGGGGAGAUAGAGAGAGGGCGAGCGAGAUCAUGUCCCAGGACCAGAAGAAUUAAAACUGUAAAGAAUUAAUUCUUCACAAAGUAAUGUAGAACUUCACUGCAAUCACAAACAAGGACCUAGUGGAUCUUUUUAAUAGAAUACACCCAGCUGGAUCUUAAAAAUCCAGAAUGAAGGUGCCUGAAAAGUAGGUGCAAGAAAAGUAGGUGAAAGCUGUUCUUCACUGAUGCUAAAGGCACUUGUACUUUUUUUUUGGUAGGAAAUCACCCAUCCUUAGGAUUGAAUGUAAAUUAAAGAGACACAUGGUGCCAUUCUGCUUUCAAGUGCUUUCAAAAUGAACAUUCUUUCCCAUUAAGUGAGUUGCAGUUUAACUUGGUGAUUCUCUUCCCUCUAAAUGAGGGAAAGGCCCCCCUGCUUUCCAGAUCCCUAGGAGGGGGCGGAGCCUGCUCUGAGCAGCUGGGAAGGGAACUGUGUCUGGCCAGUCUUGGGGGAGGGGCCGCAUUUCACAAGGCUGCAGCUGACAAGAAGCUUCAAGGUUGAUAUCAGAGACACCUGUGACCUUGGCAAUCUGCACGUGACCCCAGCUGAGCUCCAGAAAGGCUGUGCACCCCCAGAAGGGCCACCGCGGGGUGAAGGCUCUGCUGAGUCACAGGGCCAGACCCACCACAAUCUCGCUGACAGAAGCCAGGGGGCGGAGCGUGCUCUGAGCAGCUGGGAAGGGAGCUGUGCCUGACCAGUCUUGGGGGAGGAGCUGCUUUUCACCAGGCUGCAGCUGACAAGAAGCUUCAAGGACAAAUAUCAGACACUUGUGACCUGGGAAAUCGGCACGUGAUAUCAUCUGAGGUCCAGAAAGGCUGUGUACCCACAGAGGGGCCGCACGGGGCGAAGGCUCUGCUACCACAGUCCCCGGCAGAGGGAUUGUCCCAAACAACGUGUUCAAGUACCUUUUGGAAACUGAGGUGAAGAAGAACAGUGCCUACAAACUAAUUUUUGUUGUCAGAAAACAAAAGAGCAUUUGUUGAGAGUGUUGUUUUUGGUAGCACCUGCAUUAGCAGUGACAAGGUUAGCUAGCCACCCCAUCCACUGAUAAUAAGCAAUCAGUACACGGAUCUAAAUCAUAAUGGAUGCUGAGUAUGUCCUGUGCAAUUGGAAAGACCAGUUGUGGCCAGCAAAGGUUUUGUCCAGUUAUGAAACAUCACCAAACAGUAAGAGAAAAAAGACAUUUUCCCUAGAAGUUCAAAUACUCUCACUAGAAGAAAAAAUUAUAGUAGACAGCUCAGAAACAAAGCUCCUAAACAAAUCUCAGAUUGAAGCCAUUGCCUCCUCACUAGCAGUGCAGUCAGAGGCCGGUGCUUCACCUAGGGAUGAGACAGCCUAUGGAAGAGCACUUAAAGUGGCACUGGAUAUUCUGAAUGAGAGACCAAAUUUGAGUGAAGCAAGCAUUUCAGGUGAAGAAGAGACUGCUACCCUGGCUGAAAACGCGCAGCAAAAGCUGUCCGAUUCACCGCCUCAGAAGAAGUAUCGGAAGCAUGAAGGAGACUUACCGAAAUACCUCGAGGAAAGUGAAAACCCAGCAUCCUUGUUAGUAUCUCCAGAGAAUGAUUCCCUGGCAGAUGAUAAAUCACAGGUGCACACAACCAGCAGUAUUAUUCCAGGGGAAAUGGAAACAAAGCCAUUGCUAGACUCUAGCUGGGGCCAGACUUUCCCUUCACGUUCCGAAGAUGAAGAUGAAAAAGAAGACAAGAAAAAGAUUGAUAUUUCACUUAUGCCCGUUCAUUCCACAGUCAAAGAGGAGGAUGUGUAUGCGAAAGAAGAGAAAUGUCUUCCAGAUCUGCCAUCAGAUACUCUCUUUACACCCAAAGCUUUGAAAGAGGAGCCACAAGACGUGUGCCCAGGGCCCCUACCUGAUUCCUCUGAAUGUUCUACCUUCUCAGAGAAUAUUGAAGAUCCAGGUGAAGGUCCUUCUAAUCCGAAUCCAUGCUUAGAGCCCAGCCAGAAUCAGCCUUCUGUAGAAUCUGAGGUGGGUGCUACAACAUCCACUGGGAGUUGUUCAUGGGAAGACCAGGUCUCUGCUAGUGCCCCUAACCCUGCCCUGGCCUGUGCACUUGUUGCGAAUAGAGAAAGGAAUCUUGAGAGACUGGAUUUUGAUGAUCUUGAGGAAUUUCAAGCUUCUGACAAAUCAUUGCACCUAAAUUCUAUCAUUGAUUCCAUAUUAGCUGACGACGAGGAAGAAGAAGAACUUCCACGCUUCAUUUUUCAGUAUGAGAAGCGUUCCUUUGAAACAGGAAUGAUAGUCUGGUUUAAAUAUCAAAAAUAUCCUUAUUGGCCAGCAGUGGUAAAAAGCAUCAGGCGAAAAGAAAGGAAAGCAAGUGUGCUUUUCGUUGAGGCAAACAUGACUCCUGAAAAGAAAGGCGUGAGAGUAUCCUUCAGAAGAUUAAAGAAAUUUGACUGUAAAGAGAAGCAAACAUUAGUGGAUAAAGCCAGGGAAGAUUACAGCGAAAGUAUUGACUGGUGCAUCUCACUGAUUUGUGACUACAGAGUUCGAAUAGGUUGUGGUUCUUUCGCAGGCUCUUUCUUUGAGUAUUAUGCUGCUGAUAUUAGCUAUCCAGUUAGGAAAGUAGUCAAACAGGAGACCUUCCGGAAUAUAUUUCCAAAGCUGCAUAAUGAAGAUGCUGUGGAACACAUGACUGUGACUUCCCAGACCAAGAAAAUGUCCUUCCAGAAAAUUCUUCCUGACCGAAUGAAGGCUGCACGAGACAGAGCCAACAAAAACCUUGUGGACUUCAUUGUGAAUGCAAAGGGAACAGAAGACCAUCUUCAGUCCAUUUUAAAUGGCACAAAAGGAUCCAGAUGGCUGAAAUCAUUUUUGAAUGCAAAGAGAUUCUCACCCUGUAUUGAAACAUACUUUGAGGAUGACGAUCAGUUGGAUGAAGUGGUGAAAUAUUUACAAGGAGUCUGCAAUCAAGUAGAUGAAAAAAUGAUGACUCUCAUAAAACAUGAUAAAAUUAAAUUUAUCCUGGAAGUCCUUCUACCCGAAGCAAUUAUUUGUUCAAUCUCAGCUGUUGAUGGGUUAGAUUACAAAGCAGCAGAAGCAAAGUAUCUAAAAGGACCAUCUCUAGGCUAUAGGGAAAGAGAAUUAUUUGAUUCAAAAAUCUUAUUUGAAAAGAGACGGAAACCAUUAACAAAGGAAGCUCAUUAAAUCUCCUGAGAGUCCAAAUCAUAACAAUAUGCUUUCAUAGAUAUUAUUUCUUUGAAAAAUCUCUGAAAAUUCUCUACAUUUCUGAGAACUGGAGACUUUGAGUAAUGUGUUUUUUUUUUUUAUUUUUAUCUCUGGGAUCUGUGGGUAUCAUUACAUCUUCACUUCCUUUGAUUAUGCUUUCUCAAAGUCAAUUUUGCCAGCAUUUCAGCAAUUUGCUUUUCCAUACAUUUUUAGAAUGCAUAGUGCAUAAAUAAUUUUUAAGGGAAAGUACUAUUUGGUUUUACGAUAUUUUUGUUUCUAUGCUGUAUAGGUAAAUACAAUGUGCACAGUCAUUUUAAUAUUAAAAUUGCACUGGUAUUAGAUAUUAAGCAAGAUAAUUAGAAAAAAGUCUAAGAAACAGCACUUAUAUAUUUUUUGCUUUUUAUAAGAUAUUCAGUUUUCUCUUAAGAUAGUUGAAUUAUUUUUAUUGCUAUGCCUAUUUAUUUUUGGAAAAAAAAUCUCUGAGACCUAGAACCAAAGAUAGAUAAGCUUUGCUAUAUAUUAUAAUUAACUAGAAUUGCUUUUGCAAAAAAAUCUGAAAUACAAAAAAAGAAUUAUUUGCAUGUAGUCUAUACAUGUGUGAAUAACAUCUCAGCAUGCAGAAAAUAAUUCUGACAGCCUUGAACCUUGAGCAGGAUUGUUUAUUCUACACUUCCCUGAAAUUCCAUUUUGGGGAGUCUCUCCUUCAAAGGCUAAACACUUUCUUGAAACGGACAGGCUCCUGGCUGUCUCCAUAACUAUGAGUGGAUCUUCUCAAUGUAGUUCUCUGACCAGAUGUAGAAGGCAGCUAGAGUCAUUGUAUUCAGGACCUGGCCAACCUAGUUAUGUGAGCCAGGGUGACUGCUUAUGAGCCCAUCUAGUUUUAUAUAAACUGUAGAAAAAGCAAGUGCCAUGUUCCAAGUCUUUUAUCUCCAAAUAUGUCUCAAACCAAGCAAGCUUUUUUAUCUGGCUUCUCCAUAGAAUAGUUCCAACUCGUUCCAAUAAUGUAAACACCAACUUAUAAAUCAUUCCACACUACUUGCAGUUGUAGAUGGACCAGAAUGUGGGAACUUAAAAUAAAGUCACAGAAAAUGCCUCCAUUUGAAUAAAUGUGACAGUUUUCCAAAUAUGGUUAAAUAUAAACCAUUAAAAUCUGAAGGCAAUGGAUCAUUUAUUUUCACUUGAAAUAGACUUUUGUGAGAAUAAAUGUUAGGAAAGCUAGUUUAUUUUAAAAACUUGAUGGUAAAAGAAAUGCUGAAGGCUUAACAUGCACCUGUCUUUAUUUUGACCGCUUAUAAUGAGACAUCUGUCACUUUUGGGCUCUUUUUAUGUGUUUAAAUGGCUACAUGUUUAUGUGAAAUUUAUAAAAGUUUGAUGUUUUGACUUUCAAUAAAAUCAUUAUAUUCUUCA
Oryctolagus cuniculus (rabbit) is the source of this 7803-nucleotide messenger RNA. RefSeq names its product PWWP domain containing 3B (gene PWWP3B). NCBI's taxonomy places the organism in Eukaryota, Metazoa, Chordata, Mammalia, Lagomorpha, Leporidae. The record is from RefSeq and is a predicted model, not a curated record. Gene Ontology annotation, cellular component: extracellular exosome.